Messenger RNA from Talaromyces marneffei, 1110 nucleotides. RefSeq lists its product as uncharacterized. The record is from RefSeq and is a predicted model, not a curated record. The coding region runs from base 1 to 1110 and encodes 369 amino acids. The transcript has 2 exons. NCBI's taxonomy places the organism in Eukaryota, Fungi, Ascomycota, Eurotiomycetes, Eurotiales, Trichocomaceae.
AUGGAUGAAUCCCUCCUGACAGCUCCUUCUCUCAACUUGCGGAGGAAUAUCAACCUGCAACAUGAAUCCCCGUUAUUCUCAAUGCUUCCCGCAGAAAUUCGAUCUCUCAUUUUCAUCUACGCUCUCACUGAUUACGAAGACACUGCCCACGAGGCCUUUGGCCGCAAUACAUAUUGGUACCGCCCUGACUACCAAGCAAAACGACGCACAGAAACUGAGUUGUUACGUUCCUGCAAAAGAGUUUUCCAAGAAACAUGGUUUCUACCAUUUGCGCUCGCAGAGCACUGUUUCUUUCUGACUCAUCAAGGGAGAGCACCACGCAAACAUGUCACGGUGAAACGGAUGAAAGAAUACCUGAUCACGUUGAGAGACUUUGCGCGGAAUCAAGAUGGAAUGGAUAUCCCACAGAUUCACAAUAUCCGGGUAUUUGCUCAACUGUGGGCAUUGGAGGAAUCACGCAGGUUACAGGAGAUCCUUGAUCUUGAUGGAUUUCAGCCCAAGCAUGUAACAAUCACGCUUCGAUAUACGGACUUCUGGUACUGGGAAGACAACAGACCAAUACAUAUUGAUUCACGGUGGGUGAAUACCGUACGAUUUCCAGCAUCAGUCUCCACAAUCAGCAUGGACUUUGAGAUGAUCGACCGCCGCAAAACUGAGGUGGACUUUAUCACAGACCUAGCAACGCAAGAGUGGUUCUUUCGACGAGCAGAUGGAAUGGUUCUCAGAGCCAACAAAGAGGAUAUAAUCAUAUCUCGAUGGACCGGAUCUUCAACCCUCGGAAAUUCGCGGUGGAUUAGGGAUGAAUCAAGACCAAACGAGAUUGAUUACUAUGUCAAGACAGUGGUUUGGAAGCCUGCGCCGGGCUUUGAUCCCUUUGUUGGUGCUGGGAGGGAUCGUUGUCCCAAUCUAGAUAUACCCAAUGGGUUUGCUCGCGAGCCAUCUCCGCAUUAUCGCGGAUUCUCGCGUAUUCCGGUUAAUGAUCUGGAGGCCAACGAUAUUCCGCACGAUGCUACUGCUCAGGAGGUUUACGAAGCUAUGAUAAGGAUUUUAAGAGAAAGACAGGCUGCUAUGAUGAGAAGCCGUAGGGGUAGCCUGGGUCAAAACGUAUAA